GGGCUGCUGCUUGCUACUAGUGCUACUAGCAAAGCCAACUACUGUACUACUAGUAGCAAAGCGAAUGGGGAGAGUAGUCGCCUUGCUCGCCUAGUUGCUACCACCUCGAUCGACACCUGCUUCCAUCGCCGGCCGGCGUUCUCUGCACGCACGUUCGCCCAGGCUGCCGGUCGAUGGAAUCGAAAAGAAUUACACGCGGCGAACAAGGUUCUGGGUUGAACUACGUAUUGCUGAAAAAACGUAGUAGGAACAUAUGCCGGGCCAAAGUCCAUGACGUUCCCAGUGGCAUCAAAAUUCCCUCUGUUUGGUCAAUUACUACGUUCGUGCCAGUUGAGAAGUACCAGCAGAAUGAUUUCCUAAAAUUUUCACUUGUUCCUGAUCCGGAAGAUGAUAAUCAGACAAAUGAAUGGGGAAGGUUUAUGUGUUACCUUCGCAAAAGUGGGAAGGCCUGCGCUGUUAAACUUGGAUCUGUCACCUUCCACAUUCUGUAUCCUGGAUAUUCUGUCUCUGCAAUGGUCUUGUAUGAGACUAAACUGAAAGAUCAUGGUGUCUGCAAAAAUGUGACUGGGAAUGGGAUGUAUGGGAGAUCCAACACAAGCGAGGAGACUUGUGAUAACAUACCGCAUAUAAAGGAGAUGGAGUUUUCAUGUAAACACCAUAAUUCAUAUAUCACAGAACCCCAUGGGUUUGUUCCAGAAUCCUCACGAUUCAAUUCUGUUGAAAAUGGUCCUAGAUUUUUAGAUCCAGAAGUGAAGAAGAAAACAUCUACACUUGCAAGAAAUUUUGUUAAAACAAACCCUAGGUAUCUCCGAACACUUGGUCAGACACAUGCUGGCUGGAUCUUUGGAGCAGUAGCAGAGCUCGUAGAUAACUCCAGAGAUGCUGGUGCAUCCAGAUUGGAUAUUUCCAUCCAAUCUAUGUUUUCAAAGAAGGAAAAAGGAAAAGUUCCUGUCUUAUGUGUAUCUGAUGAUGGCCUUGGAAUGACUUAUGAGGAAAUGAUGAGAAUGGUCUCAUUUGGUCAUGACGGAGCUAAUGAACACUGCAAGGAUCAGAUUGGGAGGUUUGGAAUUGGAUUUAAGUCUGGGUCUAUGAAACUUGGGAAAGAUGCACUAGUGCUUACCCAAACUUCAACUUCCAGAUCAGUGUCCUUUCUUUCGCAGUCCUUCAAUGACAAGAAAGAUAAUAUUGAGAUCCCUGUGGUGACAUAUUGCAAGGAAGGACAAUACAUGGAAGUUGAUUUGAAUGUCCAGUCUAAAGCUACUGCAGAGCGUAACCUCGAUGCAAUCAAGGAAUUUUCCCCGUUUAAUGAGUACUUCAUUGGAGAAAAGGUGGGGUUAUUUGGUGAAGAGGGUACCGGUACACAGGUUUAUAUCUGGAAUUUAGAAAAAUGGGGUGCUGACUACACCUUGGAAUGGAACCCAGAGAAGAUUAAUGAAAUUCCUGCUGGUCAUGGUAACGGAGACAUAUUAAUUCGUUCAAAAAGAGUCCGAUCGCGUCCAGGACAGAGAAGUGGCAAUGUGCCAUUGGAUUAUUCGCUUAAGGCUUAUCUAGAAGUUAUGUUCCUGAAUCCUCAGAUGAAAAUCACUGUCCAAGGUUCUCCGGUCAUAACCCGUCAUUUGGAAAAAAAACUUGAUGAGACGUCUGUUAUGUCCGGUGAAAUCAAGGGGAGGACCAUCCGUCUGACACUGGGGUUGAGUUAUGAAGAAUGGGAUAGAGUUAACUGUGGAAUGUUCUUGUAUUGGCAUGGGCGUCUAAUAGAGUCUUACAAACGAGUUGGAGGGCAACAGUACAAUGCUGACGCAGGGCGUGGAAUAAUAGGAGUUGCAGAUGUUACUGACCUCAUUGAUAACGAAGAUGGUAGUACUUGGGUUCUUAACAGCAAGCAAGGGUUUCAGGAUUGUGAAAUGUAUGUCAAACUGGAGGAGUGGCUCGGGAGAAAAGCAGAUCAAUACUGGGAUAGAAAUUUUGACAAGCUUGAAUUGAGAGAAGACUCUGAGCAUAUCGAGGCUGUUGAUGACUGGGUUCAGUGCAACAGCUGUCGUAAAUGGAGAGUGCUGAGCGUGGGCUUUGAUAAAGACUGUCUACCCAGUGAAUGGUUUUGCUACAUGCCACCUUUCAAUGGGAAAUGUGAGAUUCCAGAAAAAGAAAUGGAAGUUGGUGUGAUCGCAGUUGGUGCAAAGAGAUCUGGCGACAAGAAUGUAGCCCAGCCGAAGGUUCAAAGACUCAGUCGAGGUGAAGAUGUUAAGUUAAUCCUGCUGUGUGACCAGAAUCUGAGGUUAAUCCCGCCAUCAACUGACAAAAAGGAAAAAGGAUUUUCCGAUGCCAGGAGCUGCAAAGGUAUGCAACUAUGCAUGCUCUGUAGGCAAAAAAGAAGUCAUGGAUCUGCAAGAAUGAUGAUUAUUUCGCACAAGCUGAUUCGGGUACGCCCCGGCCCACUUUGAAGAGGUUGUCGAGGGGGUAUAACAGCAACUGUAAGAAACAGCGGUGAAUGAUAAUGCAUGGAGAAGUCCAGGCGCCUUUGGUCCACGAUGAUGGAGUUGCAGCUAUCUGUUUAUUCCAAAGGACUUGAACGCUUACCACUACCUUUUGAAGGUUCUGCAAAAUGGAUGUAAAUAUGCAUACUUUUCUUAAUCUGAUUGUGGAAAAUAUGGAACCCUACAAUAUCUGUUGUGUACUGAUCUGUCCCUCGUGAGGGAUUAUAUAAGGUACAUGAGAGAGGGAUGUGCCAGAAAUACAAGUCAAGGUUGUUUAAACCUAUUUUUAUCUCUAAUACAUAUUUAUCUCUAACUCUCAAA
Molecule: messenger RNA, 2795 nt
Organism: Hordeum vulgare subsp. vulgare (domesticated barley)
Lineage: Eukaryota; Viridiplantae; Streptophyta; Magnoliopsida; Poales; Poaceae
Product: ATPase MORC2A-like
Exons: 18
Coding region: 174-2441 (755 amino acids)
Cellular component (GO): nucleus
Molecular function (GO): ATP hydrolysis activity; zinc ion binding
Source: RefSeq, a predicted model, not a curated record